GCUAUGGCUAGCUGAGGUGGGCGGGGAAUGUGGCGCUACCAGCAAAGUUUGGGAUCGAUCCCGCGAGCCGAGAAAUAUAGCGAGUAGGGGGGGGAAGUAUCGUUUCAGGGCGGCUCGGAGGAGUACCGGUAUUUUAGCUUUAGGAAACACAGCAGCCCGUGGUGGCGAUUCGCGCGGUUUGACGGCCGACUGCAGCCAUGUCGGAGGACCUGAGCUCCCAACCGUGGUCCAUCAACAAGGAUGACUACGAGCUGAAGGAGGUGAUCGGGAGCGGCGCCACGGCAGUGGUCCAGGCGGCCUUUUGCAUCCCGCGCAAGGAGAAGGUGGCCAUCAAGCGGAUCAACCUGGAGAAGUGCCAGACAAGCAUGGAUGAGCUCCUGAAAGAGAUCCAGGCCAUGAGUCAAUGCCACCACCCCAACAUCGUCUCCUACUACACCUCAUUUGUGGUCAAGGACGAGCUCUGGCUGGUGAUGAAGUUACUCAGUGGAGGCUCCGUGCUGGAUGUCAUCAAGCACAUCAUCUCGCGGGGGGAGCACAAGAGCGGCGUCCUGGAUGAGGGCAGCAUCGCCACCAUCCUGAAGGAGGUUCUGGAGGGCUUGGAGUAUCUGCACAAGAACGGGCAGAUUCACAGGGACGUGAAGGCUGGGAACAUUCUGCUGGGUGAGGACGGAUCUGUGCAAAUUGCAGAUUUUGGCGUCAGUGCCUUUCUCGCCACGGGGGGCGACAUCACCAGGAACAAGGUUCGGAAGACGUUUGUGGGGACCCCAUGCUGGAUGGCCCCCGAAGUGAUGGAGCAGGUUCGUGGUUAUGACUUCAAGGCCGACAUUUGGAGUUUUGGGAUCACGGCCAUCGAGUUGGCGACAGGGGCUGCCCCCUACCACAAAUACCCUCCCAUGAAGGUACUGAUGCUGACCCUGCAGAACGACCCCCCCACGCUUGAGACUGGCGUCACGGACAAGGAGAUGGUGAAGAAGUACGGCAAGUCCUUCAGGAAAAUGAACUCUCUGUGCCUGCAAAAGGACCCGGAGAAAAGACCGACGGCAGCAGAGCUGCUGAAGCACAAAUUCUUCACAAAAGCAAAGAACAACGAAUAUUUACAGGACAGGCUGCUUCAGAGGGCCCCCACGAUUAUAGAGAGGUCCAAAAAGGUACGGCGUGUGCCCGGCUCCAGUGGCCGGCUGCACAAGACCGAGGACGGCGAGUGGGAGUGGAGUGACGACGAGCUGGAUGUGGAAAGUGAAGAGGGCAAGGCCGCCGUGGCGGCGAUGAGGUCACCCAGGGUGAAGGAAGGUUCCCAAAAUUCAGAGAUUUACCAGCCAGAGCCUUUAAGCUGUCAUCUGCAGCCUUCCGCACCAGGCCAGGUUCAGCUACCUCAGCCUGCUGGCCAGCCUCCCUGCCAGCCUCCCUGCCAGCCUCCCUGCCAGCCUCCCCCAGCCAACGCACCACUCGCUGUCCAGGCUUUGGGGCCUGUGCAAGGCCAGCCUGCUCCCAUCCCACCCGCACAGGUGGCGGCAGCAGCCCUCAUGUCCGAGGGCCCCAAAUCACCCAUUAGCUUGGUACUGAGGUUGAGGAAUUUAAAAAAGGAGCUGAAUGAUAUACGAUUUGAAUUCAUGCCUGGAAGAGACACGGCCGACGGGGUCUCCCAGGAGCUGGUGUCCGCUGGCCUGGUAGAUGGACGGGACUUAGUGAUUGUUGCUGCCAAUUUGCAGAAAAUUGUUGACGAGCCUCAAACUAACAGAAAUGUGACUUUCAAGCUGGCCUCGGGCGUGGAAGGCUCCGAAAUUCCCGACGAUGUGAAACUCAUGGGCUUCGCUCAGCUCAGCAUCAGCUAAGCAACGGGAGCUCGAGAGACGCAACGGACCGUGAAACGCAAACACGAGGAAGCAACGGUUUGACUCGGCCCCUGCGUUUCGUUCGCUCUCGUUGACCUAAAGGAACCACUUCUGCCAAAGAACCAAAGCUGGCGUCGGCCUGUAGGAUGCUCGAUUGAGUAGCACUGCGGAGCGCGAUAUAGGAAUCCCACGAAAAUGUUUACAGUCUUUGUGUAGAAGGACCCCUGAUUGUCUCUUACAUCCACCCACUAUAUGUUUUCUUAGUAAUUUAAAAGAUACAUUUGCACAAUCUUAACGACUCUCCUGCCCGCCACUCCCGGUCUGUGUAGGAAUGCUUUACCGCCAACAGCACUACUGAACAAACUGAAGGGUGUCCCCCCUCCCACCCUGUUCUGAACUGACCUGCAGAUUGACAGCAGGUUUGGUCACUUAAGUAAAGAACCACGGAGAUCAGCCAAUCACAGCAGCUGAUUCCUCACAGCUUCAUGGAUGUCACACCUCCCUGAAGGGCUUUGGAUUAAACAUUUUUGGUUUUUAUUUAGGAUCAAUGCUGCAAGAUGAGUUGAGAAUACUUUGAAUAUCUGCCACUAGGGUGCAAAGAACCUACCUGGCAUCAAAAGAAAUGGAUUGUAUGACCUUCCUAUUGCUCUUCCUUCUCAACCGACAUGAGAGGCCUCAUAUAUCUGUCUCUCAGAAUUAUGGUUCUGAAGCAUCUUGCUCUUCAAUUUAAGUAGGCUUAUUUUUGAUCUGGUUCCCAUUGUGAUUCAUUGUGAUCAAACAGGUGACCAUGGUACUGUUUUAGGUCCUCUGCUAGGAUCCAGCACAGCUUUUCCAGCGUAGCUAUGGAGACAGGCGGCCUCCCACUCGUUUGGCUGGAUUCGUAGUAAGAGGUGUCCCCUUGCAGUUCCAGAAGCACCUUAACUACUUCUGGGAUUAUGGGAGCUCUUCUCACUAUGUCACAUACUGAUAUCUGGAUUGUGUGCAGAUUCCGGUAGGUUCUCUCAUAUGAAGGUUUGUGUAACAAUAGGUUCAGAUAUGUCACCCCUACAUCAUUUUGUCUUCUGUGUGCAUAGCAGCAGUAACUUUGAUUGCCAUCCCCAUCUCCCCCUUUCCUCCACAUCUCCAACUCAUAUCCUCCCCCUUUCCUCCACAUUUCCAACUAAUUCCCCCCAUUUCCCCCACAUCUCCAACUCACACCCCCCAUUUACUCCACAUCUCCAACUCAUAUCCUUCCCAUUUCCUGCACAUCUCCAAUUCAUAUUAUUCCCCUUUCCUCCACAUCUAUUCCCAAUUUCCCCAUUUAUUCCUUGUUUUCUCCCCAUUUUCCUCAUUUCCUGCCCAUUUCCUCCUUAUGCCCUCCCCAUCUCCUCCUCAUAUCCUUCCUAUUUCCUCCCAGUUUCCAGAUCUCCCCUAUCGCCUACCAUUUCCUCAAUAUUUACACACACCCCCAUUUCCUCCCCAUUUCCUCUCCAUCUCUUCCACAUUUUCUCCCCCUCUCCUCAUAUUUUUCUCAUUUCCUCCCCAUCUUCUCCCUGUUUCCUCCCUAUCUCCUGCCCCAUUCGUCAUUAUUUCCUCCUGAUCUACUCCCCAUUUCCUCCUCAUUCACCCCUUCUUUAUUUUGUCGUCCUGCCCCUCAGUCAUAACCACAGCACUUGUAAUAGAUAGCUUCACCUCUGUUUCUAGAUAAUGCAUAAAGAUUCACUGUCGACCGGUCUUGGGGCCAGUUCUUUCUUGUUUGGCCUUGUUUUAUAAAAGUGACUUCAAGAAAAGGACAAGAAACGUGUUUUCAUCCAGCUUGUAGGCUCAACAGCGGUCAGAGGAGGUUGCCUAAAAAGAGCCGUCUUUCUCCCAGCAUGGGGUCACCUUUUCCUAAGCAGAUGUUCUCACCUUCGCUCAAAGCUACACACACAACCCAAAAGCCAAAAUGGGGGUUAUUGUCUAAAAAUAGUUUUCUGGCCUGUUGCAAGCAUGGAUUUCUCAGUAAGUCUCCCACAUUCUGGUCCUGACAGCACGCCUGUGACCUCCCUUUAUGCCUGUUCCCAUCUGGUUUUAAUAAGUUUGUCCUGCAUUAAAAUGUGCACAUAUUUCUCUUCUUUUUUGGAUUGCUCUUUCAUCACGACUUUGUUUUUAAUGGAGUGGAAAGAGGUAUUAGGUUUUUUUUUUUGGUCAGGAGUUUUGAAUUUGAGCCUUAAAUAUUUCUAUACUUUCCUCAGCUUCUUAACAGCUCACGAAUGAAGUCAGCCCACAGGUAUUGUUAGUUAAAGGGUUUCUGGUAUCCCUACCCCCACCUCAGACACAUUAGUGAAUUUAGCAAUGAUGAUAUUGGAUUCUUUCCAUCCAGCAGGCCGAUUUCCUAUAAUUCCUUUGUGAUGUCACAUUCCAAUGCAUUUUCUUAAGGUUCACUUUGAUGGCUGGCAGCUGGUGAAGGGAAAGAUCAGUUAGUGUUUUUCGAUUCCUUUCUUGAUAGACUUAACAGUCAUGCCUCUUGAAUAUAUAGGACUGAGUGCUUUUAAGGGACAAUGUGUAGUCACUUAAUGCAUUAUUGGGUCUAUCUCACAGGUCUAGGGUAAUGCCCUGUCACUUUAUGGCCAAUUAUGCCAAAAUUUUCCAAUUAUUUUUAUCCCAUUCUCCAGUUCAAUGUGAAAUACCCCAAGUCCUCCUUCUCAUACAUGGUACUGUGAUCUCGCCUACAGGGUUGGAGACAUUCACAACUUGUUUUUUUUUUUUUUUUGGGUGGGGGGGGGGAGGGUCACAUGGCACUGCGAGGCGGUCACAUGACUCUGAGGAUGUCACUUCUCCUUAAUUAUGCAGAUUGACUUUGUCCUUCAGUGUUGAUUACAUUAAGGAAGAGUUUGAGAGUCGAGUAUUAUCCACACCUUGAAGUAUUCUGUGCCAUUUUCCUGUACUAGAGCUUAUUGUAAGUACAGGUUUAAAUAUAAUCCCACCACAGAACAUGGUGUGUUCUGGACAUAACCCUAGUCCAACUGCAUUGAACACUUCCCAGUUAUUCCCUCAAUGCAUUUUUUCUCUAUUUCUUUACUCAACUGUAAUAAAUUUAAUGAGAUUAACCAUAAGUAGCAAUGGGAAGGAUUACAGUUCCAGUCCACUUUGUGUUUUGUAGGAUAUAACACACAGCUGUCCCACUUUCAGUUUCCUUUCGUUUGGUUUUUUUAUUUUCAGUUUUUCUGGAUUUGGAUUUCAGUGCAUGUUCCCUUAAUUGUUUUUAAUCAAUAAAGAAUGAACUUAUUAUCA
This is a messenger RNA of Paramormyrops kingsleyae, 5084 nucleotides long. RefSeq names its product serine/threonine-protein kinase OSR1-like. Gene Ontology annotation, cellular component: cytoplasm; cytosol. Gene Ontology annotation, biological process: peptidyl-threonine phosphorylation; positive regulation of T cell chemotaxis; intracellular signal transduction. Gene Ontology annotation, molecular function: protein serine/threonine kinase activity; ATP binding. The record is from RefSeq and is a predicted model, not a curated record. Lineage: Eukaryota; Metazoa; Chordata; Actinopteri; Osteoglossiformes; Mormyridae.